AUGGGCAGGAAAGACCAGCACUGUGGCCGCAAUGAAGUCAAAAGAGAUUCCCUCCAAGAUCAGAUAAAGAACAUAAACCGUGGCAACCAAACAGGUGGCAACUCCCUCGAGCCCACUCGCCUUAGCGAUGACGACAAGGUUCAGAGGAGUCAGGCCAGCGGCAGCAGAAACUAUGGCGAGGAGGAAGGUCACCUGAUCUACUACGCCGGCCUCGUGCUGAAGAAACGGUAUGAGGUGGUGUCCACGCUGGGUGUAGGGGCUUUUGCAAAGGUGGUCGAGUGUAUUGACCAAGACAAACACAAGCGUGUGGCAGUGAAGAUUAUUCGCAACAUGAAAAGCUUCCGUCAAGCGGCCAAGUGUGAGAUCGCCGUCUUGGAAGAGAUCAACGCCUUGGACGAUGACAACAGUUUUGCCUGUGUGCGGAUGCUGGACUGGUUUGAGCACCAAGGCCACAUGUGUCUGGUCUUUGAGCGCCUAGGACUCAGUACCUACGAGGUCCUCAAGCAAAACCAAUUUCUGCCGUUCAGCGUGGAGCAGAUCCGACAUAUGGCCUUCCAGAUUUUUCGAGCCGUCAGCUUCCUACAUCGCAAUAAGCUGACCCACACCGACCUGAAACCGGAAAACAUCCUGUUUGUCUGCUCCGACUAUGACAUGGUGUACAACCACCAGAUGAAACUCGACGAGAGGAAAAUGAGGAGCCUGGAUGUAAAGGUGGUGGACUUUGGCACUGCCAUUUUUGACCAUGAACAUCACGAAUCCUUGGUCUCAACGCGCCACUAUCGAGCUCCGGAAAUCAUACUUGAUCUAGGCUGGAAUCAGUCUUGUGAUGUUUGGAGUUUGGCCUGCGUUCUCAUGGAGUACUACCUUGGCCAGACCCUAUUCCCGACUCAUGACAGCAAGGAACAUCUGGCCAUGAUGGAGAAGAUCCUGGGACCCCUCCCGCCGCACAUGCUGAAACAAACCAGAAAGCAGCACUACGUCCUCAAUGGCCGACUGGACUGGGACGAGCUCAGCUCCUCGGGCAGAUAUGUCCGGAAACAUUGCAAGCCUCUCAAGAGCUUGCCGAGGCGCAGCGAGGACGAACGGCAGCUGUUGGACCUUCUGGUUUGUAUGCUGGAGUUUGACGUGACUCGACGCAUCACCCUGGAGGAGGCGCUGUGGCACCCGUUUUUCGCAGCGGCCAGAAUGGAAAAACAACGGCUAAGCUAACACACACACACACACACACACACUUGCAUUACAGCCAACCCUCAAUAUUUGGUUAAGGGACCAAGAGCAGUCGCAAAUAAUAAUGCCCCUCCCCCCGUAUGUCAUCGUAUUUAUUUAAGAAAUUUGUACUGGCCCGGACAAGCAGGCGUUGGUGAACUUAAGGGGGCCCGGCGCAGUCACGUAAUGGCCUCGGGUCACCGGGCUUCUUUAUACGUCAUAGGUGGGCAAAGUUUUCAUUAGGUCCUUAAAAAAAAGUGAGUCGGUGAGUUUACA
Hippocampus zosterae (dwarf seahorse) is the source of this 1482-nucleotide messenger RNA. RefSeq names its product dual specificity protein kinase CLK2-like. Lineage: Eukaryota; Metazoa; Chordata; Actinopteri; Syngnathiformes; Syngnathidae. The coding region runs from base 1 to 1209 and encodes 402 amino acids. Gene Ontology annotation, cellular component: nucleus. The record is from RefSeq and is a predicted model, not a curated record. Gene Ontology annotation, biological process: protein phosphorylation; regulation of RNA splicing. The transcript is spliced from 12 exons. Gene Ontology annotation, molecular function: ATP binding; protein tyrosine kinase activity.